Phaeoacremonium minimum UCRPA7 is the source of this 843-nucleotide messenger RNA. RefSeq names its product putative fumarylacetoacetate hydrolase protein. Bases 1 to 843 code for a protein of 280 amino acids. Gene Ontology annotation, molecular function: catalytic activity. The record is from RefSeq and is a predicted model, not a curated record. The transcript has 5 exons. NCBI's taxonomy places the organism in Eukaryota, Fungi, Ascomycota, Sordariomycetes, Togniniales, Togniniaceae.
AUGCCAGCCUUUUCGCGCCUUGUUCGGUUCCUGGCCAGGGACGGCCGUACCUACUACGGCGAUGCCAUCCUUCCCAAGGGUGUCACGGACAUCUCAAAGGCCAAGCAGGCACGUGUCGUGACAGGAAGCAUCUUCGGAAAGCAUGAAGUCACAGAUGAGAUUGCCGACAUCCGGCUACUGCUUGCGCCCCUUGCACCGGAGGAUGUCCGGACGGUUCGCUGUCUCGGCCUGAACUAUGCCCUGCAUGCGAAAGAGUUUCAGUACAAACCAAUUACCUCGUUGGCCGGUCCCUCGGAUCCCAUUCCCGUUCAUAAGCUAGCGCAGGAGGGUGCUGGCCUGGAUUAUGAGUGUGAGCUCGUAGCCAUUAUUGGAAAGCGGUGCUCUGAUGUGCCAGAAUCUGAGGCACUGAAAUACGUUCUGGGGUACGCCGUUGGCAAUGAUGUUUCGCACCGUGACUGGCAGAUCAAACGCGGAGGCGGCCAGUGGUCUCUUGGCAAGGGCUUCGACGGCUGGGCUCCGUUCGGCCCCGGUAUCGUUAGCAGUUCGUUGAUCAAGGACCCUCAGACCCUUCAGAUCAGCACUAAGCUGAACGGCAAGACUAUGCAGGACAGCAACACUGCGGACAUGAUCUUUAGCAUUAAGAAGACCAUCUCCUUCUUGAGCCAAGGCACCACCUUGCUGCCCGGCGAUGUGAUCUUCACUGGAACCCCUUCCGGCGUCGGCAUGGGCAGAAAGCCACAGCUCUGGCUCAAGGACGGUGACGUCGUCCAAGUCAGCCUCGAGGGAAUAGGCAGCUGCACGAAUAAGGUCGAGUUCGCAUCUGGCAAGGAAUCUAAACUCUGA